Corythoichthys intestinalis (scribbled pipefish) is the source of this 916-nucleotide messenger RNA. Its product is annotated as methyltransferase-like protein 27. Gene Ontology annotation, molecular function: S-adenosylmethionine-dependent methyltransferase activity. The transcript is spliced from 6 exons. NCBI's taxonomy places the organism in Eukaryota, Metazoa, Chordata, Actinopteri, Syngnathiformes, Syngnathidae. Bases 133 to 816 code for a protein of 227 amino acids. The record is from RefSeq and is a predicted model, not a curated record.
GUUGCCUAGUAACUGGCUAAAGACGGGGUUUAUUUACAUGUGUUGUCUAUGGUGCCAAUUUGACGUGUUUUACAAUCUGGACUUUGUAAACAUGACUGGACGCAACGCAACUAUACUGUCUUGAAGCGAGCGAUGUUGUCCGAGGGCCCGCGGACGUUUGAAACGGCCAAAGACGUCAUCCUGUCCGCGCACAAUAGCACUUCCAGGCCGGACCAGAUCCAGUUCUACGACCGGUGGGCCCAAACUUACGAGCAGGAUGUCGAUCUUAUUGAGUACCGUGCUCCCGGGCUGGCAGCGGGCCGAGUGUCUGACCACUUUAGCGGCGAGCGCCGAACAGCCGCGGUGUUAGAUGUGGCCUGCGGCACGGGCAUGGUGGCCCAGAUGAUGAAACGUGAUGGGUUUGAGCGCUUUGUGGGCGUCGACGGUAGCAAGGGGAUGCUGCAGCAUGCCAGAGACAGUGGACUGUAUCAGGAUCUCAAGUUGGCCAUGCUCGGCGACCAAACGCUUCCUGUCCCUGCAGAUGAAUUUGAUGUGGUGAUGAUUGUUGGCGGUCUCAGUGCGAGUCACGUUCCCGUGAAGGUGAUCCGUGAGUUGUGGAUGGCCGCUAAGCGGGGGGGCCUCAUCUGCAUGACAACCAGGAGUAAUCAUGACAAUCUCGAAUACAAGGAGGCCUUGGAAGGUGAAAUGGCGGAAAUGGAGGCCGAGGGACUGUGGCACCGCAUUGACGUUACUCAUGUGACCGAAUGGGAGCGAGGGGUGACUGACCAAGAGAGGGGAUACAUCCCUGGAUGGGUGUAUGUCUUUCAAAAGCUCUAAAACUGUAUAGUAUUCAAUAGUAUGUUAAAGUACAAGUAGUGUGUAGUUCUAAGAUGUAGUAACUAGGAUGCAGUGCAUUAAUAAAUGUCAUUUCUGUGAA